This is a messenger RNA of Hemiscyllium ocellatum (epaulette shark), 3521 nucleotides long. RefSeq names its product WAS protein family homolog 1 (gene wash1). Gene Ontology annotation, molecular function: alpha-tubulin binding; gamma-tubulin binding. Gene Ontology annotation, biological process: Arp2/3 complex-mediated actin nucleation; retrograde transport, endosome to Golgi; exocytosis. The record is from RefSeq and is a predicted model, not a curated record. Gene Ontology annotation, cellular component: WASH complex; recycling endosome; early endosome. NCBI's taxonomy places the organism in Eukaryota, Metazoa, Chordata, Chondrichthyes, Orectolobiformes, Hemiscylliidae. Bases 165 to 1595 code for a protein of 476 amino acids. The transcript has 11 exons.
GGUAGCGCUCGUGUGGAAAUACGCAUGUGCAUAUAUCGUCGUUGAUGCGCAAGCGCCAAUGUCUGCCUGUAACUGUUAGGGCUUAAAACUUGUAUCAUGGAAUAGGAGGUUUGUGUUUGAACAGUGAAGAAUGAAAACAUGAAGUUUACCCACAUUGAAUUAAAAUGAUGCAAAAGUACUUCACUGAAGGGCAGGUAUACACCGUUCCAAUCAUCCAACCAGACUUGCGACGUGAAGAAGCCAUUCACCAGAUCAGUGAUGCUCUUCUAUAUCUCCAGAAAAUCUCCAAUGAUGUUUUCACUAGGGUUUCCCAAAACGUAGCGAGCAAUCAAACUCGCUUGCAGUCCAUCAAUGACCGGAUCAACUUGGCACAGGCUAAAAUCAAGAAAAUCAAAGGCAGCAAGAAAGCUACUAAAGUUUUUUCCAGUGCAAAAUACCCUGCGCCUGACAAACUUCAGGAUUAUGUUUCCAUUUUCAGUGGGGUCGAUGAUGCUGCUUUACAGAAACGCCCACGCUAUAAGAUUCACAGCAAACUGAAACCACUGGAUGAAAAGGCAGUGCAGGAAAAGGCAAAGCAUUAUCCUGUAUGUCUGAACACCAAGUCACGUGAGGAGAAUGAGACAGAAGGAUUGGGAAGCCUUCCCCGAAAUAUCACCUCUAUCAGUUCUCUACUACUUUUCAACACCACUGAAAACCCCUAUAAGAAGUAUGUUCUAUUGGAUCCAUUAGCUGGAGCAGUGACACAAACUCACCCUGCUCUGGAGACUGAAAAAGAUGAGAAACCAUUUGAUGCACCACUUUCUAUCACCAAGAGGGAGCAACUUGAACGACAGACAACUGAAAAUUAUUUCUAUGUGCCAGACCUGGGACAGGUGCCAGAGAUUGAUGUCCCAUCCUAUCUACCAGAUCUACCUGGCAUUGCUGAUGACCUCAUGUAUAGUGCGGAUCUGGGUCCGGGUAUCGCACCCUCUGCACCAGGAAGUAAUAUGCCUGAACUGCCCAGUUUCAACACAGAACCUGCUUAUGCAAAUGGACCAGAUCAACAGAAUACAAAUUUACCACUGCCGCCUGUUGGACUUAGUACUCCAGAACUGCUGACACCAGUUAGUGCUCCUCCUCCUCCACCCCCACCACCACCACCACCUCCACCUCCACCAUCUCUGCAAACUGAUGUUGCUAAUAGUCAACCACCAGAAGGUGGCUGUGUUCAUGGAGCACCACAAGAAGUUGUGAAACCCUCAAAUGGAAGAGCCAGUCUGCUGGAAUCAAUCCGUCGGGCUGGAGGAAUCGGGAAAGCUAAACUGCGGAAUGCGAAGACCAUUAAAAUGGAAAAGAAGAAACAGAAAGAACAGGAACAAGGUGGAACAAUGAAAGGUGGUGGGGAUCUGAUGUCUGAUCUCUUCAACAAGCUCGCAAUGAGGAGAAAAGGUAUUUCUGGUAAAGGUCCUCAACAAGGUGAAGGAGGCAGUGGUGGAGCAGUUGCUGGUAGUGAUCCUGUACCAGGUGGAGCUUUUGCCAGAAUGUCUGAUGCCAUUCCACCCCUCCCACCUCCACAACAGCAAACUACUGAAGAUGAGGACGAAUGGGAUGCGUGAAAUUUGCUUGAUUGUCGAAGCUGUCUGUGUUAGGUGUCUGGUCCCUGUGAAACAUUGAAGUUUUCAUUUAGUUGUGUUAAGUUUCUGUCAAUUCAGCUCGAGCUGAGAAAUCUAGCUAAUAUGGCUAGCCAAAGACCUUAGCAAUUAAGCAGUAGAAUUUCCUUCAUAACAUUAUUUCAUAUUCUUUCAAUGAAACAGAAACACCAAUAUUAAUUAGGCAAGAGUGUACUGAUGCUGUAAACUGAACAGCAAUGCAAAAUCCCCAAAUAAAAUCACUAUUAUUGGCUAUUGUUUUAUGCAAAUAUGUUCUAAUAUUUAAUAUUUUAAUAAUCCAAUUUAAAAGAAGAGAAAUGUAUAGCUUUGGUAUGACCAUAUAUUUUUGUUUGGCCGGUUUGUUUCCGGGUUGUCUCUAGCGUUGUUUAUCCACAUAAUCAGGUGACAGUGGCCCACAUUUCCUUGAAUGAGCGGCAUGUUUUACAAAAAUAAAACAACUGCAGAUGCUGGAGAUCUGAAACAAAAACAAAUUGUUGAAACGUUAACUCUUUCUCCCUGCAGACGCUGCCAGGCCUGCUGAGUUUCUUCAAGUCCAAUAACUCUUCUUCAGAAUUCGGUUCAUCAGUUCUGAUGUGUUGCCAGACUGUUAAGUGUUUUCUCCUCACAGAUUUUGCCAGAUCUGCUGACUUUCUCCAAUUUGUUUAUGUAUGUUUCACUACUCAGAUGCUAUAGUCUACUGCAUUCCUUGAGGGGCUAUUAAUUAUUAUCCAGAAUCAGUAAUGUUUAGAGUUUAGCAAAAUGAUGAAACAGUGUAUAUAAUUCAAGUUCAAAUUAACAAUAACUGAAGCUUAGUAAUAUCUGUAGAACACUUGUACAGUUAUAGCAGACCAGUGAAGUUUAAUCUUAUUGAAUAGAAGAGAAAAAUUGAAAUAUGAAUGGCUGUUACAGUUGUCUGGUAAUACAAUUAAUUUGCAUAACAAUUCUCUGCUUAAAAGUUUAAAGUGUGACAUUGGAGUAUCCCUGGUGCAUAAGUCAUGUUGAAUUGGAAUGAAGAGCAUGUUAGGAAAAAUCCAAUCUAUUGUCUAAAUGAAUUGUUUAAUAUAGGAGCAAAAUCAAUAUAGAAUUAUCAAAUUUGCAUUUUAUGUAUAGCCAAAAUGUUUCCUUUGCAAUUUUUUUGUACCAACAGAUUAUUUGCAAAUUGGCCAUGUGCAGUGAAGGUUGUUUGCUGUAUAUUACCAGAUUGUGUACAAUGAGGAAAAUCUAUUUCAAUGCAAACAUUCCUGGAAACAUUGAAGAUUUUAGAGAACAGUUUGGCUCCAACCAUAUGUCAUUGCACAUGAGAAAAUUUCCAUUGUAGCACUUGCAUUGAAACUAUUUGAUAACCUACAUCAGUCUAAAACCAAAAUUACUUCAACUUUUGGAGACAGCCCUGCUGAUGAAAAAUCCUUAAAUACAUUUUAACACAGCUCAUCACAUUGGAAUGUAUCCAAUCUACCUGUUAAGAGCUUCCACUGGAUGUUGGGAAAGGCCACAGGAGUCAUGAAAGUAACAUCAUGCCCAAUCUACAUUGCGGUGGCUUCAUUGCACAAGUAUUAAAUCAGUUGCACUUUACUAUUUAACAGGAAGCUGAUCAAAGUGACUGUGGGGAAAAGCUAAUAUCUUGUCCUAAACUGUGUAGAUUAUUUGUGAAUCAAAAUAAAUGCAUUCACUAGUUCCUAUGUUGAGUGGAGUUUUACCUUUAACUACUAUUGUAACUUAGGACAGAUGUCAUAGGACAAACAUUUUUUAAAUUUGCUUUCACACUCCCUAUCCUACAGAUUCCCUGGCAUGGCAGGGAGUCACGAACUAUGCGAUCUGCCUGUUUUGCUUGCAAGACAAAGCUUUUCACUGUGCCUCGGUACACGUGAUAAUAAAUUCAAUUCAAUGGCAUUA